Molecule: messenger RNA, 1451 nt
Organism: Jatropha curcas
Lineage: Eukaryota; Viridiplantae; Streptophyta; Magnoliopsida; Malpighiales; Euphorbiaceae
Product: succinate--CoA ligase [ADP-forming] subunit alpha-2, mitochondrial
Biological process (GO): tricarboxylic acid cycle
Cellular component (GO): succinate-CoA ligase complex (ADP-forming); mitochondrion
Molecular function (GO): succinate-CoA ligase (ADP-forming) activity; succinate-CoA ligase (GDP-forming) activity
Source: RefSeq, a predicted model, not a curated record
AGCAAAUGUAGAAUGUAGCAGCAGCUGUAAAUUUCAAAAUCAAAGCAAGCGAUGACUCGUCAAGCCGUUGCCAAACUAUUCGGCUCGAUCGCAUCACGCAAACCCUCUCCUUCCUCGUUUUCGCUAUCGUCGUCGGCUACUCAGACUCGACAAUAUGCUGCGGCAGCGGCUGCACCUCCUCCUCCGGCAGUAUUUGUUGACAAGAACACCCGAGUGAUAUGCCAAGGUAUCACUGGCAAAAAUGGUACCUUUCACACCGAGCAAGCCAUCGAAUACGGCACUAAGAUGGUGGGGGGCGUAACACCAAAGAAGGGAGGAACAGAACACUUGGGCCUCCCUGUUUUUAAUACAGUUGCAGAAGCAAAGGCUGAAACAAAAGCUAAUGCUUCAGUCAUUUAUGUUCCCCCACCAUUUGCAGCAGCAGCAAUUAUGGAGGCAAUGGAAGCGGAGUUAGAUCUUGUUGUGUGCAUUACAGAGGGAAUUCCUCAACAUGAUAUGGUACGUGUGAAGGCUGCUCUUAAUAAACAGUCCAAAACUCGGUUGAUUGGUCCAAACUGCCCUGGUAUCAUUAAACCUGGGGAAUGUAAGAUUGGCAUAAUGCCUGGGUACAUACAUAAACCUGGUCGCAUUGGAAUAGUUUCUCGAUCUGGUACUUUGACCUAUGAAGCGGUUUUCCAAACAACUGCUGUUGGCCUUGGACAAUCUACUUGUGUUGGUAUAGGGGGUGAUCCUUUCAAUGGGACAAACUUCGUUGAUUGCAUUGAAAGGUUCUUGGUAGAUCCACAGACAGAAGGCAUCAUUCUUAUAGGAGAGAUUGGAGGGACUGCUGAAGAAGAUGCCGCACAGCUAAUUAAGGAAAGUGGGACUGACAAGCCUGUUGUUGCAUUUAUUGCUGGACUAACUGCUCCACCUGGCCGUCGGAUGGGGCAUGCUGGAGCCAUUGUCUCAGGUGGGAAGGGUACAGCUCAAGACAAAAUCAGGACCCUAAGAGAAGCUGGAGCUACGGUGGUCGAGUCUCCUGCGAAAAUUGGAGUUGCCAUGCUUGAUAUUUUUAAGCAGAGAGGCCUGGUGAGUUAGCCUCAUUGACAAAUUGAAGGAUUUUGCUAUGAACGUGCGAACUGCUCACUUUUGGCUGAAAGUUGAUAUAAUUGAUAAUUGUUGAUUAAAUUCCCCAGAAUAUGGGAUUGUUCCAUCUUUUUGAUUUUGGCCAAACACAUCACCGGUUAUGUAAUAAUUUAGGAGAUUUCCUCCCAUUGCAAUUUUUUUCCCCUGCGGAAACACAAAAUAGAUGCAUGAAAUUGAGCUUGAAGUCCUUCCUUGUUCAUCUUAUUUCUUGGGAUAUGCCCUCCUCAUAGGCAUGUAGCUGCUCUUGUAACCAGCAAGUUUUGGGUUUUAUCUUAAAGCUUUUCUGCUAAAUGGAAAAGAAAUAUGGGGACGAAGUUCACAUCAAA